Cylicocyclus nassatus is the source of this 525-nucleotide messenger RNA. The record is from the annotation of a GenBank genome assembly. NCBI's taxonomy places the organism in Eukaryota, Metazoa, Nematoda, Chromadorea, Rhabditida, Strongylidae.
AUGGAGGAAGAGGGGAGAAUUCCGAGCGGGCAACUGGACGUUCUUCCAUUCAACGUUUGGACAUUCUUGGAUAAAAAUUAUACGGAUUGCGUGUCUCGACUCCAGGUUGGCUCGUCAUCUCCCUUGAAGAACACGAAAACUGCCAGAUUAAAACAUUCGGAGAAAGUACGAUUUGGAAGUUGCUCUAUGGAUAUUAUCGACGUACGACAGCCGGGUACACGACCAACAGAUGACGAGGGCAUACACAUUUAUGCCAUUGCUCAUGCCAAGAGUCAUAUAAUCUCAGUCACUUGUAAGUUCGUCUCUUCCUAUAACCGAAAGCUAGCGGACGAAGACGGAUGCCCAAAAAUAGCUGGCCUUGCCAUAGCUGGUGUUCUUGCACUACUUCUGUCGAUCUUCUUCUGCUAUAUGCGUUCUCGUCCUGUAGGUGUCCACAAGACAAACGAAGGCGAAUGCUGUCCAUCACGAAGUGAGGAACCGCUUGUGAAUGGAAUGCCGGCUGGUGGAAAAGAAUACUUUUGUUAG